UCACGUGUGGAAGGAGGACACGCCCCGCUGCUGGUCACGUGCGUGUGUCACGUGGGCGGUCAGGUGCGGCGGCGGGGCCGAGCGAGCGGAGCCUCGGGAUGAAUGGUCCCUCAGUAACAGUUAACGGUGCUCUGGGUGAGAAUGGCUGUGAGGGUGAACCUGUGUGGGAGCGACCGUGGACGUUGGAAGAGAUCCAUAAAGCCAGUGGGAACUGGUCCCUGGGUGCAGAUGCCGGGCUGCUCCUAUUUCUGCAAGAUUUCUCUCAGCGGAUGCUCUCCCGCACACACGAGAUCGAGAAGCAGCUUGACGGCUUGAUCCAGAACACCAAGGCCACAGACUCCCGUCUCCAUAAUGUCUUCAACGAUUUUCUCAUGCUCUCAAACAUCCAGUUCAUCGAAAAUAGAGUGUACGAUGAAGAGGUGGAAGAUGCAGUUAAACCGGAGAGUGGAGGCAAGCCAGCCGAAGUGGAGCGGACGCGGGAGCAGAAGGAGGCAGAUCUGAUUGGCAAGGUGCAGGAAGCUGUGCGGCACGGCCUGCGGGUGUUGGACUCUGCCUUUGAGCAGCUGGAUAUCAAAGCAGGAAACUCCGAUUCGGAGGAUGAAGAAACGGCUGAAAGAGUGGAGCAUCUGCUGGAACCCAAGGAUCUUUAUGUCGAUCGGCCGCUGCCGUAUCUCAUAGGGUCUCAGCAGUUUAUGGAAGAGGAGGAUGUUGGCUUGGGGGAUCUCUCCAGUGAAGAGUCUGUGGACAGUGAACACGGCAGCAUCGUCGAGAGUGAAGAGGAUGAGAGAGAGAAGGAGAAGGAGUCUGAGGAUGACUUUGCUGAUGAAAGUGAGGAGGUUGAAGAGAAGCUGCCGAAGUCCAUUCCAAAGCAGCAGUUGGUCAGUGACGAGGAUGAAGAUGAUGACUCUGAUUUGUUCCAUGAAUCGGAGAAGGAAAAUGACGAGGGGGUUUUGACGAGCUCGAAAAGGACGGAAGACAUUUCCUUCUCAGAAGAACUCGCAGCACGGAUCCAGGAAUGCAACGUGGAGAAGCCAGCUGAAGAGAGACCAUCUUUGACAUCUCACGGGGCAACAACUAAGACCCAAGUAAAGACGAAGAAAGAAAUCCCAAAAGCUAAACAACGAGAAGAAGAAGACUUGUUUGGCUCUGAGAAUGUUGAAGAAGAUGACAGCUACUCUCCAUUUUACAGCAAGGGUGGUCUCUUCAGCGGAGGGAAGGGCCUGUUUGACGAUGACGAGGGUGACCUUUUUGCUGAUGCACCGAAGGAAACAAAUGAUGAGGAGCGGGAAGUUAAGCCACGUCAUGAAGAGCCUGCUGUAAGAAAAUGUGAGAAAAAGGUUCCCGUUGGAGCUGUUUCAAUAUACCCUGGUGGAGAUAUAUUCCAUUCUGAUGCCAUUCCUGAGAAAACCCAUGAGAAGGGAGCAAAGAGAAAGACAGCCAAGUCCCCACCGGCUCCAAGUGCUGGAGGCCUGUUUGAUGAGGAAGACGAUGAUUUAUUUGGAUCGACAACGGCAAGCUCUGCUGCUAGUGAACCCAAGCCAGCUACAAUUCUCUUUGAUGAAAGCAAUGAUAGUGGACUCUUUGAGACCAGUGUCACACCUAAAGCACUCAAAGAGAAGUCAAGGCCGCAGCAGGAUACAGAACCACUCCCAGAAGUGCUCGAAUCCUCAGGGCUGCUUGCUGAAAAGUCCCAAACCAGCUCUGGUCUCUUCUCUGAUGAAGAUGAAUCCAAGGAUUUAUUCUUUACAAGCAAAGACACAACAAGAAGUGACUCAAAGCAGUCAACCGUAAGAAAGACCAAAUCCCAUCAAAUUCCAGUCUCCUUCUUUGACGAUGAUGAGGGUGAACUCUUCGGUGCCAUUUCUUCAAAGGAGAGUGCCGCAUCGAAGAAAUCUCAGCAGCAGACUGAACCCAAGGCUACACCCAGCAGUUUGAAACCCACUGGAUUAUUUGCAAGUGAUGAGGGUGACUGGCAAAGCCCGAGACGGCCUGCAGUGGAGCGUGUGGCGGAGGUCGAGGAGACAUGGGCCUCGACAGGAAAGGACUUGGCACCAAAGGCUGCAGCAGCCCCGCAGGCAGUGAAGAAGGACAGAAGCCCUGGGAACGACUUGUUUGGCGUGACUGGAAAGGAAAGCCAAAAUAAAUCCCAGAAAGUUUCCCUUUUGUUUGGAGGAAAUGAAGAAGAUGAUCUUUUUGCAUCGAAGCCAGCAGCUGGCAAGCCUGCUGCCCAGAAGCCGGCCGUAGCUCCUCGUGGAUCGACUGUGAUUAAAAAAGCUGUGGAGAACAAUUCUGUUGCAUCAGAUGGGAAGAGUCAAACGGAGCCAGUGUUGGACACCAAGAAGAGGCCGCCUGGUGCAGUCCCUCUGUUUGCUGGCAUCGAUGUUCUGGAGCAACAGAGAAAGACCAAGCCGUUGAACUCAAAUGGUGUAACUUCCCCGGGAGAUGACGUUCCGUCUAAACCAAGUCCCCCUGCUCUGCUGGAGGAAGUGCAGAGCAAUCGUAAAUCGGUGGUCAGUCUGUUUGAGGGUGAAGAAGAUGAGAGCGUGGAGGUCACAACUGACCCGGGUAAUCAAGAUCGCGACGAAAAGCUUGCUGAGAGCGGUACAAGUACCAGAGUGUUUCAAGAUGAGGAGUUGCUCUUCAGUCACCACCAGCAGAAGGACAAUGACCCAGAUGUUGACCUCUUCGCAGAUGCUCGAAAACCAGAGGUUAAAAAAACAGACAUGAAACUUCCUAUUAACCCUCCACUGUCACCUCGUGCCAAGGCAGUGGAGCAUCCCAGCCACGACCUCUUCGAUACAACUGACAACUUGUUUAGCAGCACCAAGCCAUCGUCUGCCAAAUCACCCCCAUCCUUAUCCAAUAUCUUUGAAGACAAAGGAGAUGACGAUCUCUUCGAUGCUGUAUCUAAGAAGCCACCCGUGACACCCACGAGACUCGCCAAUACGGGUCCCACUAAAACUAAAGGACCUUCCUCUCGGAUUGGAAAACUCCAAGCAAACCUCGCCAUCAAUCCAGCCAGCCUCCUGCCGGGAGCCGGGCCGAAAUUUGAUGGGGUUGUACCUGGGACAGCAUCACCUGCGUCUCCACCGACUCUCUCCCGGAACCUCGCCACCGGGUCCGAAUCAUCUACUGGUGAAGGCGUCUGUGUGAGUUUCAAUCAACCAGUCCAGGUGGAUCCUUUGUGCAGUGUUAAUAAGAGUCGUGCACGAGUAUCGAGGCGACGUCGGCCACCAACGAGAGAGGCCCGGCGACUGGCAGCACAGCAGUCUGCGGAGGUGGACGAGACAGACCAGGGAUCAGAAACAUGCGGGGCUUCGGUAACCAAGAGCGUUCCACAGAAGGUCCCGGCGCACACUCCCAGCCCAGACACGACCCCUACUGCAGUAUUAUCCUUGUCGUUCAAAAGUUCCCCAGAGAAUGAUGCUGACCCCCUCUCUGCCACCGUCGUAAACCCCCAGUCUGAUCUCAUUAGUUCAGGCGAUUCAUUCAGUUCCAGCCCGGUGCUGGGUCUGCCCGCUCCAACAGUGGCCAGAAAGGACUCCUUACCGAAGAAGGACCCAGUCCAAUCAAUCUUCACACCGAGCGACGAUGACCUAUUCCGGUCAAGUAAACAAACCAUGAAGAGACCGAAACCUGCUGCUUUCCUCAAAGAGGAAGAUGGUGAAGACCUUUUUGGAACAUCGAUAUUGGAGAAAACUAAACCGCCAACAAAGACAUCAAAAUCGAUCGACAUCUUUGAGGAUGAUUUGUUUGCCACAGAAUCUGUCACCGUAAACAAGAAGAAAAACGAGGGGAGCACUGACCUGAACCUCUUCGAUGACAACGUCGAUAUAUUUGCUGACAUAAAAAUAGCGCCAAAAGAGAAGAAGAGCAGGAAAAAGAUCGAGACCAAGUCUAUAUUCAACGAUAAUAUGGAUGAUAUUUUUGCUUCCACCUCAUCCUCAACCAGUGCCAAGAAACAGUUCAAACCCAAGACCAAAUCAAACCAGGCCGCCGUUCCGACCAGCGCCCCAGAAGGCAAAGCCGCUGACAUUUUUGACGAUCCUUUGAAUGCUUUUGGACCGUAGGUUUCAAGUGUAAAAACACUGCUGGAGUUCCUGGGAGGGAGAGGAGUGAGCAACAAUUCUGCUAGACCGAGGCGGCGUCCUGUUGCUCCAAUGAGGACAUUCUAGGCUUAAAUGUCACGGCUAAAUGUUAAAGUAUCAUGGGACCUCAAUGCUGAUACAUGGGGGUAAUUGCCUUGCAGUUUUCAACACUUUAUACUUAUUUCUGUUUGGUCUCCUGACUUUGACAUGCUCCAUUUUUCUCUGUUUGAUCAUGACGCCUUAAUUAUUAAGUUUAAUAAGGAACUGCAGAUGCUGGAAAAUCGAAGGUAGACAAAAAUGCUGGAGAAACUCAGCGGGUGAGGCAGCAUCUAUGGAGCGAAGGAAAUAGGCAACGUUUCGGGCUGAAAUGUUGCCUAUUUCCUUCGCUCCAUAGAUGCUGCCUCACCCGCUGAGUUUCUCCAGCAUUUUUGUCAGCCAUAAUUAUUAAGCCUUGCUUUAUCUUCACCUUGUAGUAACGAGAAUGCUUCUCUCUUGAGGCUGAUAACGGAAGGAAAGUGUUAUUAUUUUGAAUGAAUAGAGAGCACUGAAUCUAGUAACCUUGGAUCAUUGAAUUUUAUUAAAUUAAUUCUUUUGUACAUUGUGAUAUUAGGUUUGAGAUUGCUACUUUCAUGAACAAUGGCCCAUAUUUUAAGGUAGGCAUUCUCUAUGACCAGUGCAAUAUAAUGUAAAUAGAAUUCUAAACUUAAGGACGUGCUCUGUAAGUGAAUCAGUAGCCGGCUUGCAAAGGCAUCGGGCAUUUGUGGAAGUCAGUGUGUGGAUCGUUAAGUUGCCGUUGCACCUGUUACAUCCACAUUGAGGCCUUUGGCUGUUCCUUAGUGUUUGGAACUGUUCUGAAAAAUGAAAAUGCACGGUGAACAAAACAUUGAAAUAAAGAUAUAUUACUUCAGCA
Amblyraja radiata (thorny skate) is the source of this 4998-nucleotide messenger RNA. It is a transcript of the gene washc2c, whose product is annotated as WASH complex subunit 2C. Gene Ontology annotation, biological process: retrograde transport, endosome to Golgi; protein localization to endosome. Lineage: Eukaryota; Metazoa; Chordata; Chondrichthyes; Rajiformes; Rajidae. Bases 99 to 4070 code for a protein of 1323 amino acids. Gene Ontology annotation, molecular function: retromer complex binding; phosphatidylinositol phosphate binding. Gene Ontology annotation, cellular component: WASH complex; early endosome. The transcript is spliced from 32 exons. The record is from RefSeq and is a predicted model, not a curated record.